Molecule: messenger RNA, 4025 nt
Organism: Ornithorhynchus anatinus (platypus)
Lineage: Eukaryota; Metazoa; Chordata; Mammalia; Monotremata; Ornithorhynchidae
Exons: 3
Coding region: 367-2190 (607 amino acids)
Source: RefSeq, a predicted model, not a curated record
GUGUUAUUUUUUCUGAAGGAGAAGCUAGGAAAAGGCAGCUAGUUCAGUUUUGGCCUUGCUGUGGAGUGAACACUGCCUAACUGCUCCCUUGAGACCCAGCCAGAAGACUUCUCCAUAUGGUUAAAGUAACCCUCUCAGCACUUAGGGACAUAACAGCCCCUUAAGAACUGAGUCAUAGCAUGCUGCCGGGAGAAAUGUCUUCAGCCACUGGCCCAAGCCAAAAAGACUAAGAAAAUAUAGCCUCAAAUCCAAAUACAAACCAGGGGACUGCUCACAUUCAGUUUCAGGGUCCUGGCUGGCCUGGUAACAGAUCUGGUACUGCAAGCUUCAGAACUGAGGACCAAGACCGGAUUUCAUCAGCCAGCAAUGGAAUCUCAGGAGCAGGAGAUUGAAAUCGAGUACCGCGUGGGGCAAAGUUUUGGCAGGUUUUCAUUGCGGCCCUCAAGACCAUAUACUCGCCCAAAGGCUAAGACAUGGGUGGUGUUUAAGAUUUGGGUGAGGGGUUACCCCACUCCAGAGGGUGAUAGCAGGCAGGAUAAGGCUAAAGCAAUUACCAUGCAGGCUUUGGCCGAGGGCCUACAUGAUUUGUGGCGUAAAUUGGAUGGCAAGGACUUUUUGGUGGAAACCCUAACGUCUCACACUUUGUCCGAAGAGGAUAUGAAUUUGACAGGGGAGAGGGGUGGAACUAGCAAAGGGUGGGGAUAUAUAGUAACUAAGGAGUGGAUAGAGGACCCCAGUGGUCCCAGGAUUCGUGACCCAAAUGUAUUACAAUCUGCCUUACAGUCUUUAGUAGAGAGCAUUCAAGAUUUGUGGAAUAGACUAGAUAAAGAGGAGAAAUCCAAGAAGCCAAGUCCUGGGGACUUCAUAGUAGAAAAUGGAUCAUUUUCCAAAGUGAUCCCACGUGACCUAAUGAAAUGGAAAGGGGAGAGGGUGGAAGCCAGCCAAGUGGGGGAAGAAGGAAGAACUAGAGAGUGGAGAGUGGGGAGCAAUUCCAACAGGAUUAGAGGCCUAUGGAUGGAACUAGCUCCCUUUCAGGCUUUAAAAAUGGACACUCAGGAUUGGUGGCAUAGAGUGGUUGAAAAUGAGCAAAGUCCUUGGAAUUCUGUAGUAGAAAUGAGAUUAUUUAACAGUGUUGGUAGAGCUGACCCCAUGAAAUGGACAGGGGAGAGGGUAGGAGCCAACAGAAGUGGGGGAGGUAGAGUUACGAGGGAGCAGAGAGUGGACACCAGUGCUCACAGGAUUUAUGACCCAGAGGUGCAACAACUUGCCGCCGACACAACGGAGAGACCAAGCCUAGGAAAUAGGCCAGUCUCAAAUGAUUCCCCUUUAAAGCCACGCUCCCUGCUGGAAAUUUCCAAAUACAUGGCUAUUAAAUCACUGGAGGGUGUGGCAGGGAGAAUGUUGAAUUUUGAACCACUGAACGGUAUUACAGAGGGAAUUGUCCCACCAGGGUGGGAAGACACCUCCGAAGCCUGGGCCCAUGAUAGUCUGGAUGCUGGCCAGAUGCAGGUGACCCCCAUCCUUAUAGAAGGGGCAUUUCCCCCUAAGCUUAAACAGUACCCUCUUCCUUUAGGGAGUAUUGAGGAAGUGGUUAAGAUGAUAUAUAUCCUGGAGAAUCGAGGAUACAUAAAGCCGAAUAUUUCACCCUCUAAUGCUCCAGUGUGGCCAGUUAAGAAGCCUGAUGGCACAUGGAGCUUCAGUAUUGAUUAUCGGGCCUUGAACAGAGUGACAGCUCCAUUGACUCCAGUGGUAACCACCUAUCAAGAGUUGGUGGAUAAGGUCCCAGGGAGUGCGGCCUGGUUCUCAGUACUGAACAUUAACAAUUGGUUUUUGAGCAUACCACUCAACCCCACGAGCCAGCCUAAGACAGCUUUUACUUGGGGGAAGCAGCAAUACUGCUGGACUAGGCUGCCUCAGGGAUUUCUUAACAAUGUGGCCAUUUUUCAUCAAGCAGUGAGGGAUGUUCUUGCAGAGCUCUACCCCAUGGUGGCCCAAGAUAAGAAUGAGCUCCUCUGCUGGGGGGCUUCUGAGGAGGAGACCCAAAAGGUGACCAGGCUCAUUAUCCAGAAAUUGACCGAUGCGGGUCUCAAGCUUGAUGGACAUAAAGUUCAGUUGGUUCAAAGAGAAGUGUCCUUUUUAGGAAUCAAGGUUGGGCCUUGUGGAUGGAGGCUGGGCCCUAUCAAUGUUUAACAGAUUGAAGCCUUGCAUCCUGCAAUCUACCUGGAAUUGGUUCAACCCUUUAAGGGGCUAGUGGGGUUUAUAAGAGUUCUCUCCUAAUACUGCUGCUUUACAAGCCUUUUAUAGAAAUUGGUUAAAACACAGAAGUUUCACAGGAUGGAUUAUUAUAACAAUAGUAGUGUCAUUAGUAAAGGGUUUACUAAUAGGAGAUGGAGUUUGGCAGAGAAGAGUGGGAUGGAAGCCCUUUUAAAGGCCCUGGUGUAGUGGACCCCAAGAGUGAAUCUCCCAGGCAUCCUUUAAGGAGAGGAAUGAGGCAGGGAGAUGCCUCCCAUCCUUAUUCUCCGAUAGAAUGGACAUUUGGACAGUGCCAAAGGGGAUCACAAGGGGAAUAUACAGGGCCCUUCAGAGGUUUAAACACCUGACUGGAAAGUGUGAUGUGACUGUACAGACACCCCAGGUCACCCUAUAAUCCACCUGGGCCAAGCUGCUCCAGGGAAUCACUCUGGUCUGGGGAGGCAUCUCCAAAGCUGAGAUGGUGAGCUUUGGUACUAUCUAGUACCCAGAUCUGGUACCAUAAAUUAAAGGUGAUGGAUCUAGGGGAUCUGGGUAUUCUCUUGAGAUUUAGAAUCCAUAACUGUGGAGCAGCUAUAUUCUGCCAUUCCUGUCUGGUGAAUGGACUUCAGGGAUCAGGGAAUGAUGUAUGUUUUGCCCAAGAAUUACAAUUAAGAAUGGGGCUCCAAAAGGGGAAACCAUCCUUUUCCCCCAGGAACACUAGACAACUAUUGCCACUGUCAUUUUGGUGGAGGUGCCACAACCCCAAAAUCCUACCCCACCCAAAUAACCCCUUUCGUUGGGAGUCCAUGCUCCCACUCGGGCAGAUCUCUUUCUGGAAUUCAUCUUUCUUCUCUACUGCCUGACCUCUGCACUUGAAUCCAUACCUCUGUACCCCUGAAGUACUCACCCCACCCCCACAGUACUUAUAUAAAUGUCCUUAUAUUGGAUUCCUUCACCUACUGUAAUUUAUUUUAAUGUCUACCUCCUGGAUAGAAUGUAAGUCCCUUGAAAGCAGGGAUUGUGCCUACUUAUUCUAUGUGCUACCUAACCUUUCUCAACCAUAUGCCAACUUGCUUGUUCUCAGGUUUCUUCAAUAAUGGGAUUGUUAGCUCAUUUGCCUGUUUUGAUAUAUAAUAUAUAAGGGGUGGCGGGUAUUGCUGCUGAACUAGUUUGGGUAUUGAUAGAAACACCCCAAGCCACCUCCAAGUCAUGCCAUGCAAUUGUGCAAAUGAACAAGGUUGUAAUUCAGCCCUUCUGGCUAUCAUCUUUAACCAGGUUCCUUCCUAAUGGUUUUCCUCUGAUAAAUAAUACCAGUUGGGGGACAAUGAAGGAAGGAAAAUACAUGCUGAACAGGCAUGAUGCAGCAUUUGGAGACUCUGGUUGAAGGGGAGUUGCAGGAUCCAACAGUCCCUCAAGAACUUUUCACUGACUGUUUCCAGGAGUAUUGGCCUUGGCUCCCAGCAUGAGCCAGGACUGUAACAAAAUAUAACCUUGACUCCAACCACUGGACAAAGCGGUGGUGUUAAUGAGAUAGUUGAACUAGACUUGGAAAUAUGAAAUACAAGUUAACCACAAGUAGGUCUUCAGGAGAGAGGGAGGUGGGAGGAGGGAGACUUCAAGAAAUGGAGGGAGAAACUGGAGAGGUGGUUUGUGUGUCAUUAGGGGAAGAGUGGAUAGGGGAAUGAGAAGAAUGUAAGCACAUAAAAUUAAAAUUAUUAUUAUUUAUUGCUAUUAUUCUCUCUGCAACGUUUCAUAGUGUUGGAAGGGUAAAUAAAGUUUGUUUCUUGACCAUA